CGCUUCCUUACUGGACGAGCCUUGCGCACCGCUACGGUAUAUACCGAUCCAUCGAGGGAUCUGAGGAGACAGACCGAUCGGGAGGAGUGAUGGUCGGACCCGGAAGACCGUUGUUCGUGCUCUUCGGAUCUUCCAUCGUCGAGUUUAGCUACGGCAACGGCGGCUGGGGGGCCAUCCUCGCCGACUACUACGCCCGCAAGGCUGACAUUUUAGUGCGGGGAUACGCUGGAUGGAACUCAAGACGUGCUGUCCAAGUGCUUGAUAAAAUUUUCCCAAAGAAUGCAGCAAUUCAACCUGCUUUGGUGAUUGUUUACUUUGGCGGGAAUGAUUCUUGCAUUCCUCACGCAUCCAUCAAAGGUCCUCAUGUGCCUCUUCAAGAAUAUAUCGCGAACAUGGAAAAGAUUGCAGUUCACCUAAUGGGUUUAUCUGAGAAGACACGGAUUAUUUUCCUUAGCUGCCCUCCUGUUAAUGAGGAAAUGCAUCGUCUGACACAAGAUUCUAAACUAUGUGUGACGAAUCGUUCAAACGAAUCCUGCAAAAAGUACUCAGAAGCUUGCAAGCAACUGUGCUGGCGGAUGGAUCUGAAAGUUAUUGACCUUUUCACUAUAAUUCAAGAGCAUGAUGACCAGAGUACUCCAUGCUUUAUUGAGGAUGGAAUUCACUUCUCGGCCGAAGGAAGCAAGGUCCUAGCAAGAGAGAUUCUUAAGGCGAUAAGAAAUGCUGAUUGGAAGCCAACUUUAUACUGCAAUGCCAUGCUGCCAGAGUUCGCAGAGGACUCAGAUUAUGAUUCGGAAUGAUCCUACUCCGCUUAUUAAAAUGCUGAUUAUGAUUCAGAAUGAUCCUACGCUUGCAUUGACAACAAUUGGACUCAGAUGUACAGCUAUUCAGAUUGUUGCUAAUCCUACUCUGCUUAUUAAAUUUAUUAGUUUUAAAAAAAUUUAUUGAACUUUUUUAUCAUGUAUGUUUCUUCAUCUUCGUCAAGUGAUGACUCUAAAAUUUGUUCUCCUUAGCUUUUAAAGCGAUAGUUAUUUGACUUUUCUAUAUUUUUAAAUUAUGCACAUUGAGAUUAGUGUAA
Zingiber officinale is the source of this 1075-nucleotide messenger RNA. Its product is annotated as GDSL esterase/lipase CPRD49-like. The record is from RefSeq and is a predicted model, not a curated record. The transcript has 6 exons. Gene Ontology annotation, molecular function: hydrolase activity, acting on ester bonds. Bases 90 to 797 code for a protein of 235 amino acids. Lineage: Eukaryota; Viridiplantae; Streptophyta; Magnoliopsida; Zingiberales; Zingiberaceae.